Molecule: messenger RNA, 2014 nt
Organism: Schistosoma turkestanicum
Lineage: Eukaryota; Metazoa; Platyhelminthes; Trematoda; Strigeidida; Schistosomatidae
Source: the annotation of a GenBank genome assembly
GUUUUAGUGCUGAACUGACAGGUGGCGCACUUAGUGUUUCUGCUCACGCUAACAUGGUACGUUUUCUGUCUUAGUAUUAACGUUGACUUACUCUAUUGUUUGUUUGUUAAUUAUUAUAAAUUAAGUUUCAAGUACUUAUCAUGCUGCUUUGUGUUUGACAUGUGACAAAUUUAUACCAUAUUUGCCAGUGUAAAGACAACUUGAUAGUAAAUAACUUUCCUCAAUUAGUGUAGGUGUCAGGGAAAUUGGUUUUUAACUGUCUUGAAGUUUGCUACACGCUUCGGCAUCACAACUGCUUGCUGAGGACUUCAAGCCUGGUUCAGCUGAUUAUGUGUGUUAGGAAGUCAAAGCUCUAAGCAAUUCGUGCAACUCUCGACUGAUUCGUCAAACCGUUAGACUAGUUAGAUGCCAAGAGAAUUUCCUCCAACUUUCUAUAAAGACGACACUAGCCUGGGCUGCCACAUUUUGGAAAUAAUGUGGUUAGCUAUCUUCUGCCAUGAACUUCCGAGGCUUCUUAAAUUACAAGCCUGUAGUAAGCAUCCGUAGCUGGUUCCAUACUAAGUUUCAUUGUUUGAUAUUCUUACCUGGAUAGCGGUUUCUUUUGAUUUUAUAGGCUGUCACAAGGCCUAUUGUCAACGUCUAUGGAGUUAACGGGACACCUUCAGGUUCUACCAUAAAGAUGCCGGCCGUCUUCACUACUCCGCUUCGCUUGGACAUCCUAAACUUCGUCCAUGACCAAAUGCGUAAAAACUCAAGACAACCGUAUGCAGUCAGUUCAAAGGCUGGCCACCAGACAUCUGCUGAGUCUUGGGGUACAGGCAGAGCAGUUGCUCGUAUACCUAGAGUAAGAGGUGGUGGUACACAUAGAUCAGGUCAAGGUGCAUAUGGAAAUAUGUGUCGCGGUGGUCAUAUGUAUGCCCCUACAAAGACGAUGAGACGGUGGCAUAGAAAGAUAAAUAUUCAGCAGCGACGAUACGCUAUAUGCUCUGCUAUCGCUGCCACUGGAGUACCAUCGCUAGUCAUGGCUCGUGGACAUCGCGUUGAUCGUGUUCCCGAGCUGCCCCUUGUUCUGUCGAAAGAGGUUGAAUCGCUAAAGAAGACAAAAGAUGCAGUUAAGGUGCUUAAAGCAAUCCGAGCCUGGCCAGAUAUCCAAAAAGUUUACAAUUCUCAGAGAUUCCGUGCUGGAAAAGGUAAAAUGCGAAAUCGGAGACGAAUUCAAAAGCGCGGCCCAAUAAUAAUUUAUAAAAAGGAUGAUGGAAUAUCUCGCGCCUUCAGAAACAUCCCGGGUAUCACUUUGAUUAAUGUCAGGGCUCUCAAUCUUCUCAAGCUAGCUCCCGGUGGCCACAUGGGACGUCUGGCCAUUUGGUCAGAUGCAGCAUUCCGUCAAUUGGACAAGCUUUAUGGCACGCGUAAAACAGGCAGUGUUAAGAAGUCUGGUUUCCAUCUCCCUAUGGCAAAGAUGACCAAUGCAGACCUUGGUAGACUUCUACAUUGUCGUGAAGUCUCUUCUGUCCUGAAAUCUAGACGUAUGCAUAUGCAACGUCCAGGUCCUAAAGUUAAGAAGAACCCGUUAAAGAACCAGCAAGCCUUACUGAAACUGAAUCCGUUUGCUCUUGGAGAAAAGCAUUUCAAAAUGGCCCUUGCACGUGCUAUUAAGAACGGAAAACUUAAACGAAAAGCUGCUAACAAAGUUGACGAGGCUCCUUCAAAGAAGGUUAAAUCUGUGGAAGUAAAAUAAUGUUUAAAAAUACAAUUGUGAUGAUGGCAUCAUAUUCUGAAUUCAUAGAUGGUUGUCUGAUAUUGCAUUGAUGCUGUUUGUAUUUGCCAGUCGGUCAACUCUGUUCAUAGUAUUGUAUGUUGCGCAGGAUAUUGGAUUGCCUAUCACUUAGUAUUAAUGAGCUUUAAAAAUCGUGAGAUUGAGUUACACCAAGCAUAACAAUAGUAUUUUGGUAUGACGUGGUUCUUAAUGGGUAGACUUCCGGAUUAAAUUGUGGUCCUUGGUAAGCAGUGUUCA